This is a messenger RNA of Nannizzia gypsea CBS 118893, 1317 nucleotides long. Its product is annotated as copper-containing nitrite reductase. The record is from RefSeq and is a predicted model, not a curated record. Bases 1 to 1317 code for a protein of 438 amino acids. Lineage: Eukaryota; Fungi; Ascomycota; Eurotiomycetes; Onygenales; Arthrodermataceae. Gene Ontology annotation, molecular function: nitrite reductase (NO-forming) activity; copper ion binding. The transcript has a single exon.
AUGGCACCUAUGAAGCCGUUAUGCCUACCCUUUCGGGUGCCCUUAGCAAGGCUAUCUAUGAGAACAUGGCGCCCCACCCUACCCGCCGCCAGUUGCUCCUUAAUCAUUCCAACAAAGCCAGUUUCACUGCCGCUGCAGAGGGUAUCAACCUACACCUCGAAGAGCUCAGAAAUCUACGAAGCAAACCACGCUCCGCUUGCAAUUCUGGUAGGGAUUGUCACAACCGCAGCAGUCAGUGUUUUUGUUGCAAGGAAUAGAAAAGACAAGACACAGGAGUUAUUCACAGUGAAAUCAAAAACCGGUACCGAUCUCUUCGCAGAGACGUCGGCCGAUUAUUCCAAACUUCCCAAGGAGACUGCAGUUUUAACAGCUGCACCUCAUGUUCCACCGCCGAUUACAAGGGAUUACCCAGUGCUUCUCCAGGUGCCCUUAGCAACAAGCAUGAAAACGACUCAGCUAUCCAACGUGUACAAGUAUGAACAAUGGACCUUCAACGAUACUGUGCCUGGCCCAUUCAUACGCGCAAGGGUGGGCGAUAUAGUGGAACUCACACUGACCAACCGGGAUGUGACGGGAAACCCGCAUAACAUUGACUGUCAUGCAUUCACGGGGCCGGGAGGAGGUGCAGCGCUUACAACAGCUGAAGAGAAUGAGAGCAAGACCGGGCGGUUUAAACUGUUGCAUCCCGGCCUCUAUGUGUAUCACUGUGCCGCGGCGCCAGUGCCAGUGCACAUUGCCAACGGUAUGUAUGGGCUCAUAUAUGUACAACCGGAAGAUGGAGACCUGCCCCCAGUCGACCGCGAGUACUAUGUGAUGCAGAGCGAAUUCUAUCAUGAGCCCCCAGAAGUAUUGGAGAACGGCAAACGUUCGUCGACCGUGGAAUUCUCGUACCCUAAUGCACUGGAUGAGAAUCCAAAUCUUGUUGUCUUUAAUGGCAGCGAGUCUGCGUUGACUCGAGACCAGCCCUUGAAAGCGAAGACUGGAGAAUCAGUACGCAUAUUCUUCGGGAAUGCGGGUCCCAACCUAACUAGCUCCUUUCAUAUCAUCGGCACUACAUUCUGCAAGCUCUACCGUGACGGCGACGUGGUGAGUCCGCCUGCUAACUGGGUGUCGACUGCGAGUGUUCCUCCUGGAGGCUCUACCAUAGUGGAUUUGAAAAUGGCUGUCCCCGGAACAUACACCAUCGUAGAUCAUGCAAUCUUCCGCUUAGACAAAGGUGCCGUUGGCUAUCUGAACGUCUCGGGGAAGCAACGGCCAGACAUCUACCAGAGCACUCUGCCGCCUGCGCCAUGCGUUGGAUGCAAGCUACAUCCUUGA